Hydractinia symbiolongicarpus is the source of this 1163-nucleotide messenger RNA. RefSeq names its product lambda-crystallin-like. Gene Ontology annotation, molecular function: oxidoreductase activity, acting on the CH-OH group of donors, NAD or NADP as acceptor; NAD+ binding. NCBI's taxonomy places the organism in Eukaryota, Metazoa, Cnidaria, Hydrozoa, Anthoathecata, Hydractiniidae. Gene Ontology annotation, biological process: fatty acid metabolic process. The coding region runs from base 46 to 996 and encodes 316 amino acids. The transcript is spliced from 8 exons. The record is from RefSeq and is a predicted model, not a curated record.
GGCGCGCCUAACGAAAUUCUGAGAAUCAAGUGCGUUCUUUUGAAAAUGGAAACGAAAGGAAAGGUUGCAGUCGUUGGAAGCGGUCUUAUUGGUCGUAGCUGGGCAGUUUUGUUCAGUAAAGCUGGAUACUCAGUAUGUUUAUACGACACUGAUGUAAAACAACUUGAAGCAGCACUUGGAAGCAUAAAAACUACCUUGGAUGAGUUUGAAAAUAAGGAACUUCUCUGUGGACCAAUUAAAACAGCUAACGAUGCGUUUAAACUUAUCUCCACUACUGAAAGUUUGUCUGAAGUUGUAAAAGACUCUAUAUUUCUGCAAGAGUCUACACCUGAAAAUCUGGAGUUAAAGCAGAAAGUGUUCAAACAGUUGGAUGAAUUAGCAUCAGAUGAUAUUGUCCUGAGCAGUUCGUCAUCAUGUUUGUAUCCCUCCAUGUUUACAACAAACUUAAAACACAAAAGUCAAUGUAUAGUUUCACACCCGGUCAACCCACCGUACCUUGUUCCAUUAGUAGAAGUUGUACCAUCACCUGAUACGGAUAAGGCAAUUAUCGACAAAACGAUGGACAUUAUGAAGGAUAUUGGACAAGCGCCAGUGUUGGUAAGAAAGGAGGUGAAUGGGUUUUUGCUGAAUCGGUUGCAGUAUGCAGUGCUGAUGGAGGCCUGGAGACUAGUUGAGGACGGUGUAUGCACGCCAGAAGAUAUAGAUACCACAAUGACGGAGGGUUUAGGAUUGAGAUAUUCUCUGAUUGGUCCAUUUGAAACGAUACAUUUAAACGCUCCGCAAGGUGUGAAAGAUUAUUGCGAGAGGUAUGGUGCGAAUAUCGAAGUAAUAUCUAAAGAACAAUCAGACACAAGGUCAUGGAGUGGAACCACUGUUGACAGAAUACACGAAGCUAUGUGUAAAACCAUGCCUGUGGAAUCUUUACCAAAACGCCGUGAGUUGAGAGAUAAACGGCUGGCUGCGUUAGCCCUUCACAGAUCAAAAGAGGACAGUUAACUACAUUUUAUUAGAGCGUCAAAGGUACACCGUACAUAAAUUGUAUCGGUCAUAGCGAGAAUAGAAAGCUGGACGAUGACUGUUAAAUCCUCAAUUAUGUUGAGGACGCUUAUUUCCCGACGUCUUGUAGUAUUAAAAUCGAAAAAAUAUAAUAGCCCAAAUUAGAA